UGUAAUUCCUCUCUCUAUCCCCCAAAUACCAUGCCGAUGCGGCGCCAUCUCGACCUCACCCGCGCCGCCAUGCCGCCGCGGCGCUGGCCGGCGGCGCCGCCUCCCGCCUGCGCCUUCUCCGCCGCGGCGCCGUCCGCCAAAACCACCGUGCAGCUCGCCCACCUCGCGCACCUCCCGUCCUCCCUCCCGCCGCCGUCCCACUGCACCGUCACCCCGCCCGUGCAGCCCUGGCCGCGCCGCCUCACUCCCCGGAGCUUCUCCCGCCUCCUCCUCCGCCUCCCGACCCCUCAGCUCGCCGUGCUCGCCUUCCGCCACGCGCUCUUCCGCGCCACGCCGCCCCUGCCCCCAUCCGUCCCCGUCUUCGCCGCGGUGCUCUCUCGCCUCGCCGGCGCCCCCCCGGACCUGCUGCCGCCGGUCCUCUCCGCCCUCCGCGCCGCCCGCCUCCCGGCCUUCUCCGACCGCGCCUUCCUGCCCCUCCUCCGCGCGCUCCCGCCGCUCCCCUCCCUCCGCCUCUUCCUCUCCCUCCCGUCCUUCAACUCCCACCUCUCCGUGCGCUCCUUCAACGCGCUCCUCCACUCCCUCGUCGCCGCGCGCCGCCUCCGCCUCGCCGCCGCCCUCUUCCGCGCCGCGCCCACCAAGCUCUACAUCACGCCCGACCUCGUCUCCUGCAACAUUCUGCUCAAGGGGCUCGUCGGCGUCCGCGACCUCGAUGCCGCCCUCAAGGUUCUCGAUGAAAUGCCCGGGUGGGGGAUCGUCCCUGAUGUCGUCACCUACACGACGGUUCUCUCCGCAUACUGUGCCAAGGAGGAUCUCAAGGGCGCACAGAAGCUAUUCGAUGAUAUUAUUGCCGGUGGGCGUGUGCCAGAUGUUACGAUGUACACGGUGCUCAUCGAUGGGUACUGCCGGACCGGGAAGAUACAGGAUGCAGCUAGGAUUAUGGACGAGAUGGAGGCAGCUGGGGUGCAGCCGAAUGAGGUUACGUAUUCAGUCGUGAUUGAGGCAUGCUGUAAGGAGGGGAAAUCUGCCGAGGCGUGCAAUCUAAUGGGCGAGAUGCUUGGGGCAGGUUACACACCAGACACACCACUGGCUGCUAAGGUGGUCGAUGUGCUGUGCCAGGACGGAAAGGCAGACGAAGCACACGGAAUGUGGAGAUGGAUGGUGAAGAAGAACGUCCCACCAGAUAACACAAUCACGAACACACUGAUCUAUUGGUUAUGCAAGAGCGGAAUGGUUCGGGAGGCAAGGAAGCUGUUUGAUGAGCUCGAGAAGGGGUACAAGCCAAGCUUACUGACUUAUAACUCGCUUAUUUCCGGAUUAUGUGAAAAUGGGAAGUUACAAGAAGCUGGGCAGGUGUGCGAUGACAUGGUUGAACGGAGAUAUGAGCCAAAUUCCAUGACUUACGAGGCCUUCAUCAAGGGAUUUUGCAAAAUUGGGAAGCCAGAUGAAGGGGCCGCAGUAUUUACUGAGAUGGUGACCAAAGGGUGCACCCCAAGCAAGGUUCUUUACCAAGUUUUGGUUGAUAGCCUUUCUGAGCCAAUACACGACGAUAUUAUUGGCAAAAUUGUUCAAACUGCUGCCUUAAGUGGUGGGGAUUUCUUGGAUGGGGAUUCUUGGGAGCUCUUUAUCAGGAGAGUGUUAGAUACUAAGAGUGAUGCUUGGAACAAGCAUCUCAACUCAGUGCUAGAUACAUAACCAUAAGGUGUGGUGUGCAGACUAUGGCUGAAAGCCCCAAACUGAUCAUUGUAUUCUGAAUAAAUUUCUCAAGGAAGUUGAUGCCUUGAUGCCACUAGUCUUCCACUGUAACAACUAACAACUUCUCUGGAAACGUCUUCCACUAUAACUAACAUGGUCAGUAGCACACUGAUCUAUUGAUUGUGCAAGAAUAGAAUGUUUGGGAAGGUGAGGAGGCUGUUUGAUGGGCUCAUGGAGGGGUCCAUAUCAAGCUUUUUGAUUUGUAGCUCACUUAGUAUCAAAUUGUGUGAAAAUAGGGAGUUACAGGAGGCUUGGGUCAUGUGAAAACUGUUCAGAUUACCGUCGCAAGAAUAAGAUUGGAGAAUAUUUGAGGCACUGGAGCUGCUAAUUGUUAGCAACAAAACUUUCUGGAUGAAUAGUGUAGAGUUAAAUGGUGUUCUUGGUUGCUCAGCUAAAACCCCAUUAUUACUCUGUAUUCAGUUCUCAUUUCCUUGUCAUUGCCUCUGCAACUCAGAUCUUCCUGGCACAUUGUAUUUCUGCAGUGUAGAAGAGGAUGUGGUCCAUGGCUUGCCCUAUAUUGAAGUACUUUGUGAGAGACCUUCAAUCCUCAUGGUCACUGGUGGAAACUGCUGGGCUGUGGUGAGGGAAGGGAAAGGCAACAGAGAGGAAGAUGGCGGUGAUUCUGACGACCAUUUAGAGUUAUCUCUGGCGGUAUUGUUGUUGAUGAUGAUAGUGUAUUCCUCUUAGUUUUGUGAAACAUAUGUUAUAAAAAGGUCCCUAGUGAUCAGAAGCACGUAUAUGAUUCUGCUCCCUGUCAGCAGCUCAGCUCUUGCUUCAACCUGAUGAAUUGCUCUUGUAAGCUCAAUGUCGUAGAAGCUUCCCACGGAUUUAUCUCAACUACAGGAGGAACUGGUAAAAUAUCUUUGUUCCCUAUUUGUACCUUGAUCAACAUAAUCUACAGUUUUUCAGACUGAAACUGUCAACAGCUAGAGUUCUGCUUACCAAGCUACCUGCAUUUGCAGCAGUAGGACAAUUUAAUUUCUGUUAUCCAAAGGGAUGCCCUUAACUUGGAGCCAGACCACAUCCAAAUCCCUAGUAGAAUAAUAAGAAGUAAACCAUAUGUUGUGGGACUAAAAAGUAGGACGUUUCAUUCAAGUUAAGUCAAUUUUUGAUAUGUUGUUUAUUCAUUUAUCAAGCUUCCUGAGAACUAGUGUAAUUGUUUGUUUGUAGGUAAGUACAGAUGUGAUUCUGCUUCACAUCCUGGGUACAAGUCGGUCAGGACUGUCCCAACUGAAUUAUUUUUAACUGAACUUUAUCAGCAGAGCGAGUAAUGUCCAUCAUCUCUGGCUCCAAUAGUCUGAUGCCUGCUCAAGUGCGCAUGGACUGUCCAGCGGCAGUUCAUGUCCGACAGGAACCGCUUGAAAGCCGACCGUGACGAGCCACCAUCGCUCCAGGCCACGGCGGUGCCUUUCUGGUGACCGGACACUCGCUCCCGGAGUUCCCUUCCUGUCUAGGACUCCAUCACAAGCCUAACCUUAGCCUCCACCUUGUCGGCCCGGACCAGCCCCUGCUGCCACCCAACCAUCUCCACCGCGAUCCUCAGAUCCUCCACCAUGAACACCUUGUUCAUCCUGUGGUCCGCGUACAGCGGCCAGCCCAACAUCGACACACCAGCCAUGAUCCCCUCCAGCACCGAGUUCCACCCGCAUGGCCCUGUGGUGGAGCACGUCCACCUGCGGUGCCCACCGCUUGCUGACGAGCCCGCGGCCGUCGGUUCACUCCACGAACCCCUCCGGCAGGAGCGCAUGGAGGUCCGGGUCGUCGUUGUUGACACUCUUGGGGUCUCGUACCACCGACCUCUCCAGCCCAAUGGCGAUCUCCCUGAUCUGCUCCUCCGAGUGGCUCACCUCAGCUAUGCACCCGAAGCAGAGGAACAUGACACUGCGGUCCGAUUGCCCGUCAUGCCACGCGAGGCAGCCGUGCCCCGAUGCCUCUGCUCGCUCGCCGGUCUUCUGGACCAGAGACCUGACAUAGUACAACGGAGCCAGCACCACGCCGGGCGGAAGAUGUCGUGGAUGCCUGAUGUAUCUUUUGGCCAGAAUUUUACCUUCCGUGGAAGAGGAGGACAUGGACAAUCGUCGCGGUAAGGGAUGCAAAACCAACACCGUACGUGACGGCGAAGAAGGUGCUGAGGUACAGUGGACCGUUCUUCUCAUAGGCCUUCGUG
Triticum aestivum (bread wheat) is the source of this 3919-nucleotide messenger RNA. RefSeq names its product pentatricopeptide repeat-containing protein At5g16420, mitochondrial. NCBI's taxonomy places the organism in Eukaryota, Viridiplantae, Streptophyta, Magnoliopsida, Poales, Poaceae. Gene Ontology annotation, molecular function: mRNA binding; protein binding. Bases 31 to 1692 code for a protein of 553 amino acids. Gene Ontology annotation, cellular component: mitochondrion. Gene Ontology annotation, biological process: RNA processing; mitochondrion organization. The transcript is spliced from 2 exons. The record is from RefSeq and is a predicted model, not a curated record.